Staurois parvus is the source of this 461-nucleotide messenger RNA. Lineage: Eukaryota; Metazoa; Chordata; Amphibia; Anura; Ranidae. The record is from the annotation of a GenBank genome assembly.
GGAGCGCGCAGCACGGCAAUCUGCGGUGCACUAAAGAGCCGAAGAUGUCGGCUCGGUCAGGUGAUCAGCUGUGUCCAAUCACAGCUUAUCACAUGGCACUGAUGAUCAGUGUAGCCCCAGCAGUGCCACCUGUCAGUGUCCAUCAGUGCCUUCUGUCAGUGCUCAUCAAUGCCUCGUGCCAGUGCCCAUCAGUGCCACAUCAAUGCCACAUAUCAGCGCCUACCAGUGCACAUCAAUGCCACAUAUCAGUGCCCAUCUGAGCUGCCUUUCAGUGUCACCCAUCAGUGCCAGUCAGUGCCACCUGUCAAUGCCAAUCAGUGCCACCUAUCAACCAAUCAGUCAAUGCCAAUCAGUGCCACCUAUCAGUGCCAGUCAGUGCCGCCUAUCAGUGCCAGUAAGUGCUGCCUAUCCUAUCAGUGCCAUGUAUCAGUGCUGCCUUUCAGUGCCCAUCAGUGAUGCCU